AAACCAACCCAUAUUUAGCACCCAAUCUCUCCCCUUUCGUCUUUGCCUCUUCCUCUCAGACACUGGUCGCCAUUCUCACCCCAACUCCCGAGCCCUAACGGCUAACAGAGAUUCAUCAGCCAUGGGCGGUUUUCCUCAGCCCACCUUCUUUCUCCUCUUCCUUUCCCUCUCUAUCUUCGUCAUUCCCUCGACAGCCCACAACAUUACUGAAAUCCUCUCAGGUUUCCCGGAGUACAGCGCCAUGAACGACUACCUUACUCGAACCAAGCUCGCCGACGAGAUCAACACUCGCGAAACCAUAACGUGCCUGGUUCUUCCCAACUCAGCCAUGUCUGCUCUCGCAGCCAACAAACCCCUCUCCGUCGUCAAGAAUGUCCUCCGCCUUCUCGUCCUUCUCGACUACUAUGAUGGUGCCAAGCUCCACCAGAUCUCCAAAGGAACCACCCUCACCACCACUCUCUACCAGGUUACCGGUGAUGCCCAUGGAAAUCUCGGUUUUGUCAACAUUACCGACCUCAAGGGUGGUAAGGUCGGCUUCGGCUCCGCCGCUCCUGGAUCCAAGCUCGACUCCACUUACACCAAGAGUGUUAAGCAGAUCCCUUACAACAUCUCUGUUCUUGAGAUCAGCGCUCCCAUUAUCGCCCCGGGCAUCUUGACAGCUCCCGCUCCUUCCGCCGCCGACGUCAACAUUACCCAGAAGCUCGAGAAGGCCGGGUGCAAGACCUUCGCUUCCCUGCUUGUUAGUUCUGGUGUUCUGAAAAUGUUCGAGUCCGCACUCGACAAGGGUUUGACGGUGUUUGCGCCGAACGAUGAGGCCUUCAAAGCCGCCGGUGUACCAGAUCUCAGUAAACUAACCAACGCCGAGUUGGUUACAUUGCUGCAGUAUCAUGCAUUGGCCCGGUAUAAUCCAUUUGGGAGUUUGAAGACGGCCAAGGGUCCUAUCAGUACAUUGGCGACUAACGGCGCCGGCAAGUACGACCUGACCGUGACAUCAGCCGGAGAUUCCGUCACACUGCACACCGGCGUCGAUUCAUCUCGGGUUGCUUCAACUGUGGUGGACGAUCCCCCUCUCUGCAUUCUCACCGUUGACAACCUUCUCCUUCCAAGUGAGUUGUUUGGGAAGUCACCGUCCCCGGCACCGGCACCCGAGCCAGUAUCAUCUCCCUCUCCAACCCCAAGCACUGCACCGGCCCCUGCUGUUUCCGCUCCAUCUCCGUCGAUACUAUCCCCGCCGGCACCCCCGAUGGCAUCUCCAGAAUCAGGGCCAGCAGGCGCACCAGAGGCCCAGUCAGAGAACAGCAGUACGGGAUCUGGUUCCGGUGGCGCAGACUUGAAAGCUCCGGCAUUGUUAAAAACUCUAGUUGCCGCUUCGGCAGCUUUCGUUGCUUGGGCGAUGUUAUCGUAAAAGCCAGCUUUCGUUAACGCUCAUUUUUUCCCUCUCUUGUGUUAUUUAUUUUAGUUAGAAUUAGAGAUCUUUUUUUUUUUUUUUUUAUUUUGAUUUUGUGGCUUUUUAAUUUUGCUGUUAAUUUUUGGGAGUAGCUGUGCAUUUUACAGCAAUGUCGAGUUCUGGUUGUUCUAUAUUGGGAUUUGAGGAAAGGCCACUUGGACUGGAGGAGUGGAGCGCAGUGGGGGGACUCGCUUGUGUGGUUUGUGAUGUCUGCAACUCUGUAUUUUUUCCUUCUCAUCACAUUUCAGUCAUUUGUAGUGUUGUAUUUUUGAGAAUUUUAUUUAUCGGAUAGUGCGCGUUCUACUAUUUUAUCGUAUAUCGAAUGGUGAGAUUUGUGUU
Nelumbo nucifera (sacred lotus) is the source of this 1786-nucleotide messenger RNA. RefSeq names its product FASCICLIN-like arabinogalactan protein 8 (gene FLA8). Gene Ontology annotation, cellular component: plasma membrane. The record is from RefSeq and is a predicted model, not a curated record. Lineage: Eukaryota; Viridiplantae; Streptophyta; Magnoliopsida; Proteales; Nelumbonaceae.